Siniperca chuatsi (mandarin fish) is the source of this 2075-nucleotide messenger RNA. RefSeq names its product golgi SNAP receptor complex member 2 (gene gosr2). The transcript has 6 exons. Gene Ontology annotation, molecular function: SNAP receptor activity; SNARE binding. NCBI's taxonomy places the organism in Eukaryota, Metazoa, Chordata, Actinopteri, Centrarchiformes, Sinipercidae. Gene Ontology annotation, biological process: intra-Golgi vesicle-mediated transport; vesicle fusion. Gene Ontology annotation, cellular component: late endosome membrane; ER to Golgi transport vesicle membrane; Golgi apparatus. The coding region runs from base 145 to 783 and encodes 212 amino acids. The record is from RefSeq and is a predicted model, not a curated record.
UACACAAACGCUCGGCUGAUGACGUGUACACUUUAGUACCGUUAGCUAGCUAGCUAGCUUAGCCAUCUGAGAGAAUAAAGGCGUUAUAAAUAAAGUAACGUUACAAAGCAAAGGGAAACACAGCGUUUCGACAAAUCGCGGAAGAUGGAGACGCUCUACCAUCAGACAAACAAGCAAAUCCAGGAGGUGCAGUCUUUUAUGGGUGAUCUGGAGAAGACGGAUCGUCAAUCAGUACACUUGUUAGAGAAUGAACUGCAGGCUAGAAUCGACCAGAUCUUCAAUCAUUUAGAACGCCUUGAGAUCCUGGCCAGCAAGGAACCACCAAACCGCCGCCAGAACGCCAAAUUGCGAGUGGACCAGCUUAAGUAUGAUGUCCAACACCUUCGGACUGGCCUGCAAAAUUUCCAGCACCGACGCUAUGCCAGAGAGGCCCAGGAGAGAGACAGGGAGGAACUAAUGAGCCGUACCUUCACGACCAACGACGCAGAUACCUCCAUCCCCAUAGAUGAGACCCUACAGUUAAACUCCAACUUGCACAAUGCACACAGAGGCAUUGAUGACCUCCUGGGCAGCGGCAGUGGCAUCCUCAAUGGUCUCAGAGAUCAAAGAUCUACACUGAAGGGGACCCAUAAGAAGAUGCUGGAUGUGGCCAACAUGUUAGGGCUGUCCAACACAGUGAUGAGACUGAUAGAAAAGCGGGCCACUCAAGAUAAGUUCAUCAUGAUUGGAGGCAUGCUGUUGACCUGCAUCUUCUUGUUCCUGGUAAUCAGAUACCUGGGCUGACCACCAUCCAUCCACAACGGUGGUUUUUGAUCAGUCGUGGACAUUUCUGCAGCACAUCAUCCCUCAUGAAAUGAAAAGUGGCAGAACUGAAUUUUCAUCAGAUUUAACUAUUUUUUUUAUAAAUCGUGCCAUUAUAGUUUGCUUUCCACCAUUUUAAUUAUUUUGGGCACCUGCAAAAUGGCAAGGUUGAAGACCUUAAUUACAUACAGUAUUUUACUUCACUUGAAGCUCCAAGAGAGCAUUGAACUUUGUUAAUAGGCCUGCUGCUUUCCUCAGAUUACUGCCACAGAUCCAUAAUCUAUUCUUUAUCAAAACCACUCAAACUGUAAAUUACUCAUUACUGUACCCAAAUGGCUUUUUAAAAAUACUUCAAACUGAUCUUCAUACUUGCUACUAUACUUGCUUUUGCCUCCAGUGAAAAGCUAUGUUUCUGUUUUGCUCCUUAAUCUGUUAAUAAUGUUGUCAAUGUCAUUCUGCCUUGUUACACAUGGCUCAUAAAGAGAUAGAAAUACUAGUGUGGAAGUAUUCAAAAUGCUCCAUGAUUCAUUACAUUGCAAAUUAAGAAUACUCCCUGGAGAAUCUUUUGUUUUAUGUGUUAUGAUGUAUGUGUAGCUAAGGUUAUACACAAGAGAUAAACAGGGUGGCAACAAGGAUCUGUUCAGAAACACAAUGGAAGCAGCAAUUAUUCUGUAAUUGUUAUAUACUUGGAUUUAUGCUUGGGUCUAGUCUCACUAUGUGAGUGAUUUAAUUCUCUUAAUAGAAUAAAACAUGUUUCAUUUCCUUGGUCUAUCUUCAACAAAUGACUGAUGGAACAGGAACAAAGUUCAGUAAGAACUGAAAGUGAUUUUUGGCUAGUUUAUAAGAGCUUUCCCUUUCACUCGAAGCAGCAUUACUGGUAGCUAGCAGUGUUAACUCUCCUGUUGACAUGCAUUUUGUGGAUUUACUGUUUUCACAGGUCUAUUCAAGGCAACUAGGGCACCAUCUAGUGUUUCAUUUCCACAGUGACCUCUGCAGGGGUUGCUUUACUGUCCCAGAUGAAAUGACGCCCAUGUUGACAUUCUGAUUGCUGAGUGGUUAGAAGAUUAAAUGUUUACAUGUGAAUUUCAUUAACCCAACAUAUUAUGGAAAAAACCCCACAUGAACUCAACAUUUUAUUUGCUGAAACAGUACGUUUUUAAAAAUACAGAGUUGCUACUGUUUGACAGAUCACUAUCCUUUGCCAUCCCAGCCCAGUUUAGCCAGGGGAAUUUAGAAACAACCUUAAUAAAAUACAUACACGUGUCUAUCUUCCA